Nothobranchius furzeri (turquoise killifish) is the source of this 2282-nucleotide messenger RNA. RefSeq names its product aldehyde dehydrogenase 3 family, member A2b (gene aldh3a2b). Gene Ontology annotation, biological process: aldehyde metabolic process. Lineage: Eukaryota; Metazoa; Chordata; Actinopteri; Cyprinodontiformes; Nothobranchiidae. Gene Ontology annotation, cellular component: cytoplasm. The record is from RefSeq and is a predicted model, not a curated record. Gene Ontology annotation, molecular function: 3-chloroallyl aldehyde dehydrogenase activity; aldehyde dehydrogenase (NAD+) activity.
GUCUAACGGGGGAGAAGAAGGAGGACCGUUCCUGACCUGUUCCUCCGCUGUCAGUGUACAGCUCCUCCGCAGCGUUCAGUCUCACCAUCCAGACGGAUUUGGACCUGAAACAUUUGUUUGAACUUAUAAAGGAUGUCUCGGGAGCAGCAGCUCGUGGCUCAAGCCAGGAAAGCCUUUGAGUCUGGCAGGUCCAGACCUCUGGAGUACCGGAUCUACCAACUAAAGAACCUGAAGCGUUUAUUCACAGAAAGGCAGAAGGAGAUUGCAGAUGCUAUCAAUAAAGACCUAAACAGGAGCGAAGUGGGAACUCAGAUGUUUGAGACUCUGGGUCUGGAGGGAGAGAUUAACCUGAUCAUCAGGAAGCUGAAGGAAUGGGCGGCGCCGCGGCCCGUCGAGAAGAACCUGAUGACGCUCUCGGACACCGUCUACAUCCAGCCAGAGCCUCUGGGGGUGGUGCUGAUCAUCGGGGCCUGGAACUACCCCUGGGCCGUCACCAUCCAGCCGCUCAUCGGAGCCAUCGCAGCCGGUAACGCGGCCGUGGUGAAGCCCUCGGAGGUCUGCGUUCACACGGCCAAGGUCAUGGAAAACCUGCUGCCGCUUUACAUCGACAAAGAGCUCUACCCCGUCGUGACCGGAGGAGUCCCAGAGACUCAGGAGCUGCUGCGACAGAGAUUCGAUCACAUCUUCUACACCGGCAACAGCACGGUGGGCAAAAUCAUCAUGGAGGCUGCAGCCAAACACCUGACGCCCGUCACCCUGGAGCUGGGCGGCAAAAGCCCCUGCUACAUCGACAAGACUUGUGAUUUAAGCAUAGCCUGCAGACGCAUCGCCUGGGGAAAAUACACCAACUGUGGCCAGACCUGCAUCGCCCCAGACUACAUCCUCUGUGAGCCCAGCAUUCAGGACCGGGUCAUCGAGGAGGUCAAGAAGUCCAUUAAGGGGUUCUACACGGCGGACCCAAAGACGUGUCCUGACUAUGGACGCAUCAUCAACCAGCGGCAUUUCAAGCGGAUCCUGACCCUCCUUGAGGACAGCACGGUAGCUGCAGGAGGAGAAAACGACGAGUCCGGCUGCUACAUCGCGCCGACGGUCCUGCGGGAUGUGAAGCCUGAGGCGAAGGUGAUGCAGGAGGAGAUAUUUGGACCUCUGCUCCCCAUCCUGCCCAUCAGCGGCCUGGAUGAAGCCAUCAAGUUCAUCAACAAAGGAGAGAAACCUUUGGCUUUGUACGUCUUCUCCUCAGAUGAGAAGGUGAUAAACAGAAUGAGAGACGAGACCUCCAGUGGAGGAUUUCUGGCCAACGACUGUCUUGUUCACUUUUCUAUCAGCUCUCUGCCUUUCGGAGGAGUCGGAAACAGCGGUAUGGGCUGCUACCACGGCAAGUUCAGCUUCGACCAGCUGAGCCACCUGCGUGGCUGUCUCGUCAAAAAGCUGAAGAUGGAGGGGGUGAACAACAUGCGCUAUCCUCCUCACACACCCAAGAAGCUGGGCUGGGCUCGCUUCUUCAUCCUGAAGACCGCCGAUUUGGGCUGGGUGGGUCGGAUGAUGCUUCUGGCUGUUCUGGCGGCGGUGGCUGCUGUCGUGCUACAGAAAUACCUCCGGUGAACUUUCGGCACCACACGUCCAGUUUGUCGUCAUCUUCGUUCGGCCUGACGGGAGGAAGAAGCCGUACUAAUCCAACAAUCACUCAAAAAAGUAAAAUCAGCCUCUUCAGUAUUCCAGAGGUGAUCGUUGUCUGUUGCCUUAAUCCAUUAAAUAUUUCUGUAUCUAGAGUGUCACGGAGCUGAGCGCAGGAAAAGAAACACUUUAUUCUAACGCUCUUAUACAUUUCUACUCACACAGUUUUGUUGUGGUUAACCUGUUAGCUCAGGUUUACAUAAGAAGCACGUUUCAUACAAACCUAGAACCGUAGUUCUAAUUAAGUGACUGAAUCUGUUAUUUCCUUUUAAAAUUACUUUAGAUUUUUAUGUUGAAGGAACAAUGAAUGUUUACAAAAGAGGCUGCAGAGAGGAUUUUAGAUUUAGCCACCGCUCGUUUGAAACUUUUCAUUUCUUCAGUCAGUUUUGCUCUUUUCCUCAAAUUCAUUUCAAAACCAAACAUGAUCAUGUGAAGGAUUUUGUUUUAUAAAUAAUACUUUUGUGGUAUUAUGGAAUGUUUAGUGUACGUUUAAUCUAAGGUAAAAAUAUGUAUUUUAUCCUACCUUUAACAUUUCAAAGUCUUGUAACUAAUAAUUAUGUGUAUGCAUUUUUUAAAUUAUUAGCAAAAGAAAUUAAUUCCUAAUUGUG